Messenger RNA from Ectocarpus siliculosus, 888 nucleotides. The record is from the annotation of a GenBank genome assembly. Lineage: Eukaryota; Phaeophyceae; Ectocarpales; Ectocarpaceae.
AUGGGUAACGGGGCUAGCAACAAGUCUGGCCAGGCUUCUCCGAACACGAUGGAGACGGAAGCAUCGGACGCCGGCUCCCGCAGCGGCAGCAGUCCCAACAAAGGUUGCUCUCCUGCCCCAAAGGGCAAGUCCUCCGACGCCGCGGACAAUCGCAACCGGACGCUAGACAAGAAGAUGCUAUUGAGCGCGCUCCAGGCGCAGGGGGAGUGCAUCUCCGAGAGCGAGUUGAACAGCAUCCUCCCCAACCAUGACAACAUCUUUGACGCCCUCGACUACAUCGCGGAGAUGAACGCGGCGAGGAAGAGCGUCAAGGCGCAUCCGCCUGGCCCCAUCUCCCGCCGCCGGAUCACCGCCAGGAGCAGCAGCAGCAGCGCCGCCGGCGGCGGCGGGGAAAACAGGCUUCAAGAAAAUGUCCGUCCGCCCCUCCUCCCUUCCCCCGGCGGUACAACCACGAGCAACAAGCGUAAGAUGAUCACUCAGAAGAGGCCGCCCGCUCUGGAGGACGAGCGUCCCGCGAAGCGACCGACCGUUACAACGGCGGCGCCGGCGUUUUCCCUCUUGGGCGGCGGAAGCGGUAGCGGUUUGGCCUCACCCAAGCCUUUGGGGAACUUGUUUGCUGAGGUCAUGCGCCGCCAGAAGCCAGCCGCCUCCGCGCCCGCUGCGCGGUUCUUCGAGCGCGACGAUGCUGGUGCUGAGUCUACCGAAAGCGAGGAGCGCCCGGGGCCCUCCGCCAGGCGCGUGGACAAGCCUCGGCCGCUGAUGGCGUUGAAGCAAGGCUCUCCCCAGAGGCAGCAGCGGCCGGCCCUUGCCCUGUCCGUGGUCCUUCGAAAGCGGCCGGCCCUUGCCGUGUUCAUGGUCCCCCGAAAGAUACAUACGCAUCGUGAGUGA